Saccostrea cuccullata (small rock oyster) is the source of this 2533-nucleotide messenger RNA. RefSeq lists its product as uncharacterized. Gene Ontology annotation, molecular function: ubiquitin protein ligase activity; zinc ion binding; translation repressor activity. Bases 50 to 2533 code for a protein of 827 amino acids. Gene Ontology annotation, biological process: protein polyubiquitination; negative regulation of translation; proteasome-mediated ubiquitin-dependent protein catabolic process. Lineage: Eukaryota; Metazoa; Mollusca; Bivalvia; Ostreida; Ostreidae. The transcript has 3 exons. The record is from RefSeq and is a predicted model, not a curated record.
UGCAGUAUCACCUGAGCAUGUGACCAAAACAUCAGUAAGAAGAAGAGUUAUGGACCCCCGGUAUAGUGGUCAGGACAUUCUAAGGUGUGACCUUUGCGCGACACAUGUGGUACAAAGUCAUUGUGAGCUUUGUCAGAUUAACGUGUGUAAGUCCUGUGUAGGAGAACAUCUUUCGGAUUCAACUAAAACACAUAGAGUCGUACCAUAUGCAGAAAGAUUUUUAACUCAAAAAAGUCCAAAAUGUUCAAAUCAUUCCAAGAACUGUGAACUUUACUGUGAGCCAUGUGAAAUUCCAGUCUGUUCUAAGUGCAUCUCCUCAGGAAAUCAUAAAGGACAUCAUUUAUCAGAUAUCAACACAGAACAUAUCCAUCAAAUGUUUGGGUCUUUGUCAGCAUUAUCCAUUACAACAGAAGUACAUCGCUACACAAUGGAAACACCAGAAUCUGCAUCCUGUCCUCCAGUCAAACCAUUACUUGAUGAACCAAGGCUCAUAAUCACCAUAGACACCGGAUAUAAAAAUCUAUGCAGUGUUACCUGUCUCACUGAUGAAGAAAUCUGGACAUGUGGAGAUGACAAAAUCAUGAAACUCAUUAACCUCCGGGGAAAACUAACAAAGUCUAUCAGAACCAAAUCAGGGAACAGGCCACAGGACAUAGCUGUGACAAGGAAUGGAUAUCUAGUUUAUACUGACCAUGAAAAGAGAACUGUCAAUAUGAUGAAGAAUAAACAGAUACAAGAAAUGAUCAAACUACAGGGAUGGAGAUCUUGUAACGUCUGUAGUACAUCCUCUGGUGACCUGUUGGUUACCAUGAUCCAUGAAGAUAAUAAACAAUCAAAGGUUGUCCGCUUCUCUGGCUCCAAAGAAAAACAAACCAUUCAGUUUGAUAGUGAAGGCAAACCUCUGUAUUCAUCUGGUGGCCUUAAAUACAUCAGUGAGAACAAGAACCUGGACAUCUGUGUGGCUGACAAUGAAGGUCAUGCAGUGGUCGUGGUAAAUCAUGCAGGGAAGCUCAGAUUUAGGUACACCGGACGCUUCUCUACUUCCGAGGAAUCAUUUGAUCCAGUCGGCAUCACAACAGACAGCCAGAGUCAGAUCCUGACAGCAGACUGUGUCAGCCACUGCAUCCACAUCAUAAAGCAGGACGGACAGUUCCUCCAUUACAUAUAUAACUGCCACCUUCGUUAUCCAUAUGGUUUAUACGUAGACACCAGUGACAACCUUUUUGUUGCUGAAUGGAGCAGUGGUAAAGUGAAGAAAAUCAAAUACAUCUUAAAAACCAAAAAUGACGAUUUAGAAAUUCACUACAAUAAAUUGACAACAGCUGUCACCAAACAAGGAGAAGACUGGCACAGAGAAAUUAACAUCAUUGUCAACAAACGAAAGUCUGAAAUUGGUGAGAUGAAAGCUAAACAUAUGGAUGCUCUAAAUAAACAGGAAGAGAAGGUCACAAAAAUUACUGCAGGAAUAAAACAGAGCAUUAUUGAUCUGAAGAAUAUUCUAGACUCGAAUAACAUUUCGUUAGCCUCUGUCUACAAAUCUAGAAAUGAAGAGUUCAGAUAUUUACCCCCUGACCAUAACGUGUCAUUACCAAGUUUCUUUUCUCAUCAGAUUAACACAGAACAACUCCAUCAAAUGUUUGGGUUUCUGUCCGCAUUAUCCAUUACAACAGAGGAACGGAGCUACAGAAUGGAAACACCAGAAUCUGUAUCCUGUCCUCCAGUCAAACCAUUACUUGAUGAACCAAGGCUCAUAAUCACCAUAGACACUGGAUAUAAAAAUCUAUGCAGUGUUACCUGUCUCACUGAUGAAGAAAUCUGGACAUGUGGAGAUGACAAAAUCAUGAAACUCAUUAACCUCCGGGGAAAACUAACAAAGUCUAUCAGAACCAAAUCAGGGAACAGGCCACAGGACAUAGCAGUGACAAGGAAUGGAUAUCUAGUUUAUACUGACCAUGAAAAGAGAACUGUCAAUAUGAUGAAGAAUAAACAGAUACAAGAAAUGAUCAAACUACAGGGGUGGAGAUCUUGUAAUGUCUGUAGUACCUCCUCUGGUGACCUGUUGGUUACCAUGAUCCAUGAAGAUAAUAAACAAUCAAAGGUUGUCCGCUUCUCUGGCUCCAAAGAAAAGCAAACCAUUCAGUUUGAUAGUGAAGACAAACCUCUGUAUUCAUCUGGCGGCCUUAAAUACAUUAGUGAGAACAGAAACCUGGAUAUCUGUGUGGCUGACGAUGAAAGUCAUGCAGUGGUCGUGGUAAAUCAGGCAGGGAAGCUCAGAUUUAGGUACACCGGACGCUUCUCUACUUCCAAGGAUUCAUUUGAUCCAGUCGGCAUCACAACAGACAGCCAGAGUCAGAUCCUGACAGCAGACUGUGUCAACCACUGCAUCCACAUCAUGAAUCAGGACGGACAGUUCCUGCAUUACAUAUAUAACUGCCAUCUUCGUUAUCCAUAUGGUUUAUGUGUAGACGCAAGUGAAAACCUCUAUGUAGCUGAAUGGAACAGUGGUAAAGUGAAGAAAAUCAAAUACAUGUAA